GGGAAGUACCGUUUCUCUCACACAGGCACAUUAUUUACGCUGGGGAUCUAAUGAUAUGAUUUCAAUGUAUAUUUCUCAGAAAUUUAGGAAUUUCUAAAGAUUUUGCCUGAGGAAUAAAAACAGGCAGGGAAGAAUGGAGAUUUGGGACUAAAUUAAAUUCUGCAGUUUUUGUAUAACAGCAAUAAGUAAAAGUGAAACUAAACUACAGAAUAAGCAGAAGUCAUUACUGAGCUCAGAACAGACUGAGACAGAAUGGCGUCUGGAUCUUCCCUCCUGGAAGAGGAGCUCUCCUGUCCUGUGUGCUCUGAAAUCUUCAGGGAUCCUGUUGUCCUGAGUUGCAGUCACAGCUUCUGUAAGGCCUGUCUGCAACAGUACUGGGAACAGAAGGGAUCUCGGGAGUGUCCAGUUUGCAGGAGAAGAUCUUCAAAGGAAGUACCCCCCCGUAACCUGUCUCUGAGGAAUACCUGUGAGGCGUUCUUACAGGAGAGAAGUCAGAGAGCUAAAGCAGGAUCUGAAGUGCUCUGCAGUCUGCACAGUGAGAAACUCAAACUCUUCUGUUUGGUGGAUCAAAUACCCGUCUGUGUGAUCUGCCAAACUUCAAAAAAACAUGCAAACCAUGAACUGCUACCAGUUCAGGAGGCAGCAGAAGACUAUAAGGAGAAACUCAGGACUGCACUGGCUCCACUGCAGAAGAAGCUAAAAGCCUUUAAUGCAGUGAAACUAAUCUGGGAUAAAACUGCAGAGCACAUCAAGAGCCAGGCCCAGCACACAGAGAGACAGAUAAAGAUGGAAUUUGAGAAACUUCAGCAGUUCCUAAAAGAUGAAGAGACAGCCAGAGUCACUGCACUGAGGGAGGAGGAGGAGCGGAAGAGUGAGAUGAUGAAGGAGAAGAUUGAGAAGAUGACAGAAGAGAUAUCAUCCCUCUCUGAACAAAUCAGAGCCAUAGAACAGGAGCUGGGAGCUGAAGACGUCUCAUUCCUGCAGAGCUACAAGGACACACAAAUCAGAGCCCAGUGCACACUGGCAGAUCCAGAGAAGGUCUCAGGAGCGCUGAUUGAUGUGGCCAAGCACCUGGGCAAUCUGAAGUACAGAGUGUGGGAGAAGAUGCUGGGGACUGUUCAGUACAGUGAGUACUGGGGGCAGGGAGAUCCACAUUGUCACUGUACAGGGGGAAUCUUCAGCAUCUUUUCCACAAGCUGA
Messenger RNA from Anguilla anguilla (European eel), 1200 nucleotides. Its product is annotated as tripartite motif-containing protein 35-like. Gene Ontology annotation, molecular function: zinc ion binding. Lineage: Eukaryota; Metazoa; Chordata; Actinopteri; Anguilliformes; Anguillidae. Bases 253 to 1200 code for a protein of 315 amino acids. The transcript is spliced from 5 exons. The record is from RefSeq and is a predicted model, not a curated record.